AUGAACCACAUCACCCGAUGUCCACGUCGGGCAUCGCUCAGGCGGCGGGGAACUCCCCAAACGCCUCCGGCACGUGGCCCCCCCCGCCCCCCCCCCUGCAGCAUCGACGAGUCCUACAAGUACGUCUUCCUCCCCGUGUGCUACUCGCUGACCUUCGUCUUCAGCCUCACGCUGAACUCGGUGGUGCUGCUGCGCUCCUGCCGGCGGCGCGGCGGCGGCGGCGUGCAGCGCUGGAACACCUCUCUGAUCUACAUGGUGAACCUGGCCACCACCGACCUGAUGUACGGCCUGUCGCUGCCCUUCCUGGUGGCCAGCUACGUGCUGAGGGACCGCUGGGUGUUCGGGGACUUCAUGUGCCGCCUCGUCCGCUUCCUCUUCUACUUCAACCUCUACUGCUCCAUCUUCUUCCUCACCUGUAUCUCCGUGCACAGGUACCUGGGCAUCUGCCACCCCAUGAGGACCAUCACCCUGGAGAGCAAGCGCCUGGUGAAGUGGACCUGUGCGCUGGUCUGGGUUGUAGUCUUCGUCCUCACCUGCCCCAUCUUCCGCUUCGCCCAGACAGGGUUCGUCCAGCGAGGCGGCGAUGGCGCCGGAGGAGCAAGGGAAGCUGGGAACGCCACGGGACCCCGGUCCGAGGACGGCGGCGGCGGCGGCGGCUACACCAACUGCUGGGACGACGCCAUCGACGAGGAGUUCGCCGACUACGUUCCCUACGGCAUCGUCCUGCACCUGCUGGGCUUCUUCGUGCCCUUCGUGGUCAUCGCCUGGUGCUACUCCCGGGUGGUCCGGACCAUAUUCCUGACACUGCGCACGCCGCCCAGCUCAGUGGAGGGCGGCGAGGACGGCGCGGCGGGGGGCGGCGCUCCGGAGGGCGCGGGGGGGCGGGAGAGGAGCUCGGUGUCCAUCUCCGGGUCGCAGUACUCGCACUACAUCCGCCGGCGGCGGAAGUCUAUCAAGACCAUCGUGACCAUCACGCUGCUGUUCGCGCUCUGCUUCCUGCCCUUCCACGUGACGCGCACGCUCUUCCUGCUGCUGCGGCGCCGGCAGCUGGGCGGCUGCCAGGUCAUGAAGGCCGUCUCCAUCUGCUACAAGGUCACGCGCCCGCUGGCCUCCUGCAACGCCUGGCUCAACGCGCUGCUGUACUUCCUGACGGGGGACCACGGCGCCCCCUGCUGCUGGCCGGCGGGGCGCAGCGUGCGCCGGGCCGCCUGCCGCCGCCGCCGCCAGGCCGCCGCCCCCUGGUGGCCGCUGAAGAUCCUGAGGAGAGACGGCCCGGCGGAGGACGACCGGGAGGCGGCGGAGAAGAUGGAGAAGGCCACGGCGCACGCAGAGAGCGAGUCCAAGUCCUCCAGGGUGGUCUUCUAGAAGGAAGGAGACUGACGGCUGGAUGUGAAGAAGCUCACAUCCUCUCUGUCACUUUUAUCAAAUAUAAACAAACUAUUAAAAACACAGCGAGCACUUACAAUCAGGGAAAAAUAUGUGAAGAUUUAAAUAUAAAAAAUACCUAAAUGACUAUAAAUAGAUUAGUUAUCAGUUAAUAAUUAUUUGUCUAAUCAAGUUUUCCAAUGAUUUUUUAAUCCAUUAUCUGUGUUUUCUUCUCCUUUGACCCUGUUUGGCUUCAGUCUCAGAUGUUCAGUUUAGUGAGAUGUGAACCAGAUAAAAGCAUAAAAACAUCACGCUUUAGAAUAAAUGACUCAAAUGAGCAUUAUAUUAAAUCAUUAAUUAAUCCAUGAAUGUUUUAAAAGGUAUAUUAUAUUACCUUAUAGGCUGUAAUAUUACUCCUGUGUACCAGAGGCUGAGAGUUAGCAGAGCUGACCUUUGACCCCACGGCGCUCAGCCACAGCCUGAACGUAUUUCCUGCUUGUUGUUGGACUUCUUGUGCUGAAAAAUUGGGAUUAAAGUCUGUCGACGUCAGCUGACUGACCCCCAAGUUCAUGG
Messenger RNA from Pungitius pungitius (ninespine stickleback), 1938 nucleotides. Its product is annotated as P2Y purinoceptor 3. Gene Ontology annotation, molecular function: oxysterol binding; G protein-coupled receptor activity. Gene Ontology annotation, biological process: G protein-coupled receptor signaling pathway. The record is from RefSeq and is a predicted model, not a curated record. Lineage: Eukaryota; Metazoa; Chordata; Actinopteri; Perciformes; Gasterosteidae. Bases 1 to 1365 code for a protein of 454 amino acids. Gene Ontology annotation, cellular component: membrane. The transcript has 3 exons.